AUGCGCGCGGCAAAGAGGUUUCUCGCAGACAUGAUGAACACGCCAAUUCGUAACAAGACGAUACAAGGAACGAUUACCACGUUGGUCGCUGGAAUAGCAGCCACGGUGGCCUACAUUCUACGCGUUGUUGCACGUCUUCCCUGGUUUGGAGGAAAUUGGGGGUUGGACGAUUGGGUGAUGACUGUCGCUAUCAUACUCGUCGUCCCACUUUCCGUAUGCGCAUACAUUCUGAACCAAAUCGGCUUGGGACAGGAUAUGUGGUAUGUGUCUUUUGACAACAUUACAAAGAUCCUCGAGAUCUUUUACUACACUGAACUGCUAUACCUAGUGUCGGUGGCAUUGACGAAGAUAGCUAUCCUCCUUUUCUACCUCCGCAUAUUUCCUCAACAGGGUAUUCGACGCGUCAUCUAUGUCACAAUAGUCGUUUGUAUCAUGUACAUCAUCGCUUUCGGCACAGCGACCGCGCUGCAAUGUCUCCCAAUCCGCAUCGCCUGGGAACACUGGGACGGCGAGCACCACGGAAAAUGCAUCAACCUCAACGCCGACGCCUGGGCAUCGGCCGCAGUCAACAUCAUCCUCGAUCUGGUCGUCAUUACUAUACCCAUGCGGGAACUCAGCCAGCUCAAAAUGAGCCGCCGUCGUAAAUUCGGCAUCAUGCUCAUGUUCCUCGGCGGAGGCUUUGUAACCAUUGUCAGCAUUGUCCGACUAAAAUUUAUGAUUCAGUUCGCCCAAACGACCAAUGUCACCUGGGACUACCUGCCAAUCGGAUACUGGUCUGCGGUUGAAGCUCAAGUCGGUGCCAUCAUCGCCUGCCUACCCGCCAUCCGCCAACUGGAACGCUCGAUCCGCGAACGCAUCUGGCCGAAGCAGAAGAAGAACAACUACUACUACGAAGAGAACUCUGGAAACAGCAGCAAAAAGUCCAAACAAAGCAAUGGCAGCAAUGGCAGCAACAUCAAAUCCCGCAUCUGGCUACCAAAAACCGAUCGCUCUCAACUGAGCACCUUUAGGACGAGUCGAGCCGACAAGGAAGACUUUGUCCGGCUAGACGAGUAUGAGAUGGGCGUCACCAAGGGAGCGAAGGAAGGUAUCGUAGAGACUGGGAAUGGUAUUCCAACACGAAGUUCGUCGGACGGAUCGCUGGAUCGGUCGUUCAAGUCGAAUGAGGAUAUCCAACCGCUGGCGGCUGGGCCGUCGCCCGUUGUAGGGUCGCCGUUGGGGGGUAUCAUGGUGCAGAGCGAGUAUAGUGUUGACCGGGGGAGUCCGCAUCCGUCGGAAAUACAAGCCUUGCCGCCGUAUCAUCCCAAAGAGGGGACGUUGAUGGAUACGCGGAGGUGGCUUUGA
Alternaria postmessia is the source of this 1344-nucleotide messenger RNA. RefSeq lists its product as uncharacterized. Bases 1 to 1344 code for a protein of 447 amino acids. NCBI's taxonomy places the organism in Eukaryota, Fungi, Ascomycota, Dothideomycetes, Pleosporales, Pleosporaceae. The transcript has 4 exons. The record is from RefSeq and is a predicted model, not a curated record.